This is a messenger RNA of Fomitopsis serialis, 276 nucleotides long. RefSeq lists its product as uncharacterized. The record is from RefSeq and is a predicted model, not a curated record. Lineage: Eukaryota; Fungi; Basidiomycota; Agaricomycetes; Polyporales; Fomitopsidaceae. The transcript has 4 exons. Bases 1 to 276 code for a protein of 91 amino acids.
AUGGCGGCCAACUUCGACGCCCACACGAGAUACAGACUGGGCGACGAGGUGUAUUUCGUCAUGGGCCCGAACAUGAAGGAGACGGUGGGCAAGGUCGUCGCGAUACAUAUGACGACUGAUCUGCGGAUAUCGUACGGUCUUGCUCCGCCGGACCGGAAACUGAGCGAUCCGCGCCAAAACCUUGCAAGAGUACCUGAGCAGAACAUCAGGGGUCUCACGGAGAACAUGCCUUUACUCACUCGGGAUACCAUCUUCACGGACAGCAUGAUCGCAUGA